AUGGCGUCUUCAUCCGACCAAAAUCCCCUCUUACCGGGUAUGAAGCUCCUCCCCUCCGCUCUCAUAGCCACCAUCACGAGCAAGCUCGACAUCCGCUCCAUCCAGUCACUCGCAUCCACGUGCAAGACCUUCCGCUCCUACGCCGCCCACAUCCUGUCUUUCGUCCCCACCUUCCACCUUUUUGUAAGAUAUAAUCAUAUACUUGGAUAUAGCGCCAUUGAUGAAUUUGUUGAGACCUUUAUUACCUUCAAACCCAUACUUGAGAAGCCUAAAGGUGGAUGCACACGCCUUGAUGAUUUCUCCCUCGAUUUCUUGAUUCACCCCUCUUUGCAAGAGCUUUGCCUCUACAAUUGCGCCGACUGCACAAGAACUUGUUGGUUCUUUGUUAAAUGCUGGUGUGACUUUUAUUCUCCUGGUUAA
Molecule: messenger RNA, 420 nt
Organism: Fraxinus pennsylvanica
Lineage: Eukaryota; Viridiplantae; Streptophyta; Magnoliopsida; Lamiales; Oleaceae
Source: the annotation of a GenBank genome assembly